CUUAAGCACAAACCCGGAAGAAGGAAAUAAUGUCCGUCGUCGUCCACUAGCGCAAGUCAGUUUGAGGUCGAGUGGAAGUUGACCAUGGCGAUGACAAGUCAGAUGUCCUGCUCCUCAAUGAGCAACCACACUAAGGAAAGAGUCACCAUGGCCAAAGUAACGCUGGAGAAUUUUUAUAGCAACCUAAUAUCACAGCAUGAGGAAAGGGAAAUGAGACAGCAGAAGCUGGAGAAGGUCAUGAAUCAAGAGGGCCUAGGUGAUGAAGAGAAGCGUAUCCGGCGGUCUGAGCAUGCUAGGAAAGAGACUGAGUUUCUUCGUCUCAAACGAACACGUCUUGGAUUAGAGGACUUUGAGUCACUCAAAGUGAUUGGCCGAGGAGCUUUCGGAGAGGUGCGGCUAGUUCAGAAGAAGGACACAGGACACGUUUAUGCAAUGAAAAUCUUGCGUAAGGCUGAUAUGCUUGAGAAAGAACAGGUUGGCCAUAUUCGAGCAGAAAGGGACAUUCUUGUAGAGGCAGACAGUUUGUGGGUGGUGAAGAUGUUCUACAGCUUUCAGGAUAAGAUGAACCUCUACCUCCUCAUGGAGUUUCUGCCUGGAGGUGAUAUGAUGACUCUACUGAUGAAGAAAGACACUUUAACGGAGGAGGCCACACAGUUUUAUAUUGCUGAGACUGUGCUGGCUAUUGACUCCAUUCACCAGCUGGGCUUCAUCCACAGAGACAUCAAACCAGACAAUCUCCUGCUGGACUCAAGAGGCCAUGUGAAGUUGUCUGAUUUCGGCCUAUGCACUGGUCUGAAGAAAGCCCACCGCACAGAGUUCUACAGAAACUUUAAUCACAGCCUUCCUAGUGACUUCACAUUCCAGAACAUGAACUCAAAGAGGAAAGCAGAAACAUGGAAGCGAAACAGGAGACAGUUGGCCUUCUCCACUGUUGGAACCCCUGACUACAUCGCUCCAGAAGUGUUCAUGCAAAAUGGGUAUAACAAGCUCUGUGAUUGGUGGAGUUUGGGUGUCAUUAUGUAUGAAAUUCUGAUAGGUUACCCUCCAUUUUGCUCUGAGACGCCUCAGGAAACUUACAGGAAAGUGAUGAACUGGCGGGAAACUUUGACCUUUCCACCUGAGGUCCCAAUUUCAGAAAAGGCCAAGGAUCUGAUCCUCAGGUUCUGUUGUGAGAGCGAGUACAGGAUUGGAGCUGUUGGAGUGGAGGAGAUCAAGACUAACCCUUUCUUUGAGGGAGUGUACUAUGACCAUAUCAGGGAGAGACCGGCAGCUAUUCCAAUUGAGAUCAAAAGCAUUGACGACACUUCCAACUUUGACGAGUUUCCUGAUUCAGACAUCCUCCAGCCUUCAGCCCCUCCUGUGUCCAACCACACUGAAGCUGAUCUGAAGAGUAAAGACUGGGUGUUCAUCAACUACACCUACAAGCGCUUUGAGGGGCUGACUGCACGAGGAGGCAUCCCAUCAUACAUGAAAACUGGGAAGAGAUAGGCUUCAAUAGGACUCGAUAACUUGCUGCACUCUUGCAGUGGUUGUUUUUCCAUAAGGAGACAUUCUCCAUCGCUCCUCCUAGCAUCUGAAGGAUCCUGCAUCAUCCAUUUCCUUUUUUGACUCACUCAACCAUGAUUCAUUUAUGGAUGUGGACUCCACCCACACUCAAUCCGUAGAAAGACACGUUCAGAGUCUUAUCUAAGGGCUUCUUUUGCUCGAACACCCUGACUGCUCGUUUUAUCCCUGAGCUUUUCCGUUUUUCCUUCUUAAGGAUAUAAGAUUUGAGGCAAUCAUCUUUUAGGUUGCCAGAUUUUGUACAUUUUGGAAUUGAGAUAUUUUAGUACACUGACACUGGCAAAAAGGGCUUGAACGGAAGCUGGUUAGACCUCCUGCAACCAUAAUUGAUUUUAAUUGCAUUAGCAAAGGUGGAUGAUUGAUUUACUGCUUCCAAGAACUAGCGUUUGUGGUAGAAGCCCUGUCUCAGCCUUUUUCUUGUCCACAUCUGCUGUACACAUCUUAAAGACUGAAACCUUCCCUUUUAUUAAAUAAGAUGGUUGUUUUGAAAAUUCAUACUUCUAAAGACUUAACUUUUCUCCUCUGUUUUUGAAAUGUUUUUUUUUGUUACGCUCACCAUCCAAGAUCUCAGCGACAAUGGCAAAACACGGGGCUUCGUAGUCAGUCUGAUCUGAAUGUGAUUCACACAAACCCUCAGAGCUGUAGAUGUUGCCUUACAUUCGGAUCCUUCUUAUACCAGCAGAAACAUGAAUGCAUUUGCCAGUCAAAUCAAAUUGUUCAUUAACAUAACAUUGAAAUUUCACCAGCUGAUGUCAAAGACCAAGCAAACUCUACGGACCAGCGUUUGUUUAUUAUUUAAUGGGUAGUUUCAGCCACCGACUGAUUCAGAAUUUGCUUGGUGCUAAUGCUGUUCUUUUUUUAAUCUUUUUUUUUUCUUUAAUAAAGGGGCUCAUUGCUGAUGUUUGGGGAACAAAGGCACUUUUUUUUUUUUUUUGCAUCUUUAGGAGAGUAACAACACUAUUCAGGGAUUUGAAUUUGAUCGAGUCUUCCAUUUUAAUAUGGGGACGAAAUGUUCAAUUGUUUUAUAUUACCAAAGAGGCGCCACUUUUCAUCUCACUUUCAUCAACACUUUGACUCUCAGUGUUGUUUGGAUGUGGAUGCUUUGGCUUUUAUACAGCAUUAAUUAGCAAGAUUACUUUGUCUUAAGACGUUAAUAUAUAAACUUGUAGCAAAAUAUUCAUUCCAAUAUGGUUCCAAUCAGUCUGCAUUAUUGGAAGCUGCUUUUAUCAGCAUGUUGCUUGUGAUGGCUGACUUUGU
Molecule: messenger RNA, 2820 nt
Organism: Sinocyclocheilus anshuiensis
Lineage: Eukaryota; Metazoa; Chordata; Actinopteri; Cypriniformes; Cyprinidae
Product: serine/threonine-protein kinase 38-like
Exons: 14
Coding region: 85-1488 (467 amino acids)
Biological process (GO): protein phosphorylation
Molecular function (GO): ATP binding; protein serine/threonine kinase activity
Source: RefSeq, a predicted model, not a curated record